AAGUCUUAGCAACAAUCUUUGUAUAGUAUUUACACAUAUUUUUGUUACUAUAUGUAUCAAGCUAAGCAGCAAGAGAAUAUAUCAAAUUAACAAUGACGAUGGCAACAAUAUGCACCCAUGCGUGGAGUCCACUACAAUGUUCUCUAAAGGCCCCAUCCAAAACAUUCAUAAAACCCCAAAAGACACACUCAAUGUCUCCUGAAAAGAAAGAAGUGUUCAAAUCACUAGAGAAAUGGGUUUCACAAAGUGUCUUGCCAUUGGUUAAACCUGUGGAGGAAUGCUGGCAGCCACAUAAUUUGUUGCCAGACUCUUCACUACCUUCCGAUGAGUUCAUCCAUCUAGUGAAGGCAUUGAGAGAUCGAACGGCUGAGCUUCCAGAUGAUUAUCUUGUAGCUUUGGUCGGUAGCAUGAUCACUGAGGAAGCAUUGCCUACGUACCAAACAUGGAUAAACAAGUUGGAUGGAGUUGGAGACGAAUCUGGUUCAAGUCUCUCACCAUGGGCUAUAUGGUCACGCUCUUGGACCGCCGAAGAAAAUAGACAUGGAGAUUUACUCAAAACUUAUCUCUAUCUCUCCGGUCGAGUUGAUAUGUGCAUGAUUGAGAAGACUAUCCAAUAUUUGAUUGGAGCUGGCGUGGAUGUGGGUACCGAAAACAACCCAUACAUGGGUUUUGUGUACACAUCCUUUCAAGAGCGAGCCACAUUUGUGUCACACGGCAACCUAGGUAAGUUGGCUAAAGAGAGAGGUGACCUCUCACUUGCACGCGUAUGCGGGACAAUUGCCGCUGAUGAGAAGCGUCACGAGAAUGCAUAUGUGAGGAUUGUGGAAAAGCUUCUAGAAGUGGAUCCCACUGAGGCUAUGGUGGCCAUAGCCAAAAUGAUGCGGCGCAAGAUUACAAUGCCCGCUCACUUGAUGCAUGAUGGACAAGACCCACACCUCUUCGAUCAUUUUUCUGCAGUGGCACAACGUAUUGGCACGUACACGACCAAUGAUUAUAUUGAUAUCUUAGAGUUCUUGAUUAGACGAUGGAGAUUGGAGAAGAUUGAGGGUUUGACCAAGGAAGGACAACAUGCACAAGAGUUCGUGUGUGGACUUGCACCUAGAUUAAGGAAACUGGAAGAGCGUCUUGAUGGGAGAACAAGCAAGAUCAUCCACAAAUUCUCUUGGAUCUUCAAUAAUGAGUUGUCCUUGUGAAGUUUGAUAGCUGCAUCUCAAUGUUUACUUUACUUUUAAUUUUCUUGUCUUUAUACAUAGACAUAGUGUAGGCUUGUGUGUAUUUGAGUUUGCUUCUAAUGUAAGAAUUAAUGUGAUACUAACGUUUAGAUUAAAUAUGAUUGCAACCUCAUCUUCUUUUUUUUUUUCUUCUGACCCACCAAAGGUGAGCGACUAAUCCGCUCAUGCGUAGAGGCAUGCAUACUGGUUAAGUGUUGUUCCCCCUGGGAAUCGAACUCGGUAUUCUCUGGAUACGUCCUUGGAAGGAGCUUCUUGCCACCGGAGCCCAAGCAACUUGGUUAUUGCAACCUGAUCUUUGUUGUAAUAUGAUGUUGUGAGAAAUGUGAGAUCAUUUGAAUGAUGUUUCCUUAUA
Molecule: messenger RNA, 1584 nt
Organism: Medicago truncatula (barrel medic)
Lineage: Eukaryota; Viridiplantae; Streptophyta; Magnoliopsida; Fabales; Fabaceae
Product: stearoyl-[acyl-carrier-protein] 9-desaturase 6, chloroplastic
Exons: 2
Coding region: 93-1193 (366 amino acids)
Biological process (GO): fatty acid biosynthetic process
Cellular component (GO): chloroplast stroma
Molecular function (GO): stearoyl-[ACP] desaturase activity
Source: RefSeq, a predicted model, not a curated record